UCGAGCUGCUUGUUGCGUUCACGGCAGAGGCGCGUGAGCGUGGUGGGAAAUGCGAGCAAGAUGGCGGCGUUGAAGGAGGAGCAGUGUUACGGACUGUCCUGUGGAAGAGUGAGCAAUGGCAGCAACAUCUCCGUCUAUCACGUCAAGCUGACUGACAGCGCGCUGCGAGCGUUUGAAGACUACCAGAGCAACAAGGGCCUGACUGCUAAACCACUUAUAGGAUUCACAGGAAACCAAGGGACCUUGCGUGACCCUGGGACUCUCCCCAGUUCUUGUGAAGUAUCCUGGUUGUCACAAUCCACAGCACUUCUCUGGAUUAGUCAGGUCUUUUGGAUCUCACUGAAGCAGUUCCUUGGCUCUUUUAAAAAUGAUUGUCUGUCUUUUGUUCCCUGCAGAAAACUGUGUAAGCCUCAGAGCAGUGGCCCUGUGUCUGGGGAGAGUCCGGUCAGCCCGCCCAAAGAGCCAGCCAGCAGCUCGCCCUCUCAGAAACGACCUGCAGAGUUCAUCGAUCCCCUGGCCAAUAAGAAACCCAGAAUAUCGCAUCUAGCCAGCAAGUCUAUGGGGCUCAUUAACGGCAAAUUGAGCUCGUCCAAUGGGAGAGACUCUUCUAGUUCUCAAUCAGCAGAGACGUCGUCGAGCUCCCACUUCCCUCCGUUGGAGAUCCCCCGACCCUUCGAACCCCUUUCGGACGUCAGCAACGACUCCAACGGCCGAGACUGUGAAAGUCAGGAGGCGGCGGUGGCGGAGAGACUGAGCCAGCCCCCGUCGUUCGCCCCUCGCUCCACAAUGCUAGAGGAAGGGCUGAGCUCCACGUCCCCGGCCCACAGCAGCCUGGACUGGUCUCAGACCCAGAGCGCUCAACCCUCCCUGCAUGGCAAGUCUAAGAAGAAGUCCAAAAAACACAAGGACAAAGACAAGUCCAAGGAGAAGGAUAGGGACCGAGAGCGGGACAUGAAGAAAGAGAGGAGAGUUGAAGACCAUGGCUUGGAUCAGAGGAAACCCUGUGACAUCACGACGAGCGAUAGGAGCCCAGGUCUGAACGGAACGUGCAACAGCUCCAGUAUUCCUGCGUCUUCGUCGGAGACAGCAGACUAUUUAUUAAAGUACACCGUGAUAAACUCGCAAGAGCAGCGUCAGAGUUACAAAAACGACUUCAACGCAGAGUACAGCGAGUACCGGGGCCUCCACUCACGGAUAGAGAGCAUCACCCGACAGUUCACUAUACUCGACUCCGAGCUCAAACAACUCCAGCAAGGCACAGACAAGUAUAAGACAAUCCACAAUCAGAUACUUGAAGAGUAUCGCAAAAUCAAAAAGGCUAAUCCAAACUAUAGCCAAGAGAAGAACCGCUGUGAAUACCUACACAACAAACUGGCACAUAUAAAAAAACUGAUAGCAGAAUAUGAUCAACAACAACUGCAAAACUGGCACUAAUAACAAUCUCUCAAUUUCUUUCUCCUUAAUUUUUCUGUCUCUUUUGAGAGAGAGAAUCUCUGGAUUAUUUUUUUGUUUUUCUUGGCUUGCUCUAAAAACAAGUUGCUCUAAUGUAAAAUGCCACGAAACUGAUUUCUUUUUUCCCCCGUAGUGGGCCAAGUGCUCUAGUGAGGACAAUGCAGACCCAUGAAUUUCGUUUUUUUAUGGGACUCGGGACAUGGGCGUACUCAGCCAUGCUAACCUGUGUAGCCUAAUGCAUUAUGGGAUUGGUUGCCAGCUUCCUUCCCUUCUCAAUGGUCUCCGAGUGUGAAAGGAAAAACUGUUCUUUGGAGAUCUUUUCUGAACCGGGGAUAACCAACACCCAUUCCCAGAAUCUCAUAGUUUAAGGUUUAGAAAAAAAUGUAAUGGAUAUUUUUUUCUGUAUGUACUAAAAUGGAAGGUCCUAUAUUUUAUUUUCUUUUAUAUUUAUUUUCGUCUUCCAUAGGGAUACAUCAGUCCGAUUAUGAUUUCACACUCCUUUUGAGUGCUAAACAUCUCGUCCCGUCCCUUUGGUCUUUCUUUAAUCGGUCAGUAUUUUAUGCAAAAGCUGCCUUGGAUUUCUGAGAGAUCCCUAAUGCAGUAUACCUCCCCCCCCCCCCCUCCCGUUUCCUUUUUUUUUUUGUAUUUUUUUUAGAGUGCUUGUGUGUCUGAAAUAGCACUAUUUGGCUCCUUAUUUUGUGCAAUGCGCUAGAGACCACGUGCAAUGGACAUGAAUCGGAUGCCUAUGGGAAGGAGAUAACCAUCUGUUUAGAGGCUUUGACAGUAUCAGUAUUACCAUAGUAGAGCUCCAUACGAAUGAACUUGCCAUUCCAGUCGUGAGGGAGCACUUCGGUGUUGGCACAUUUUUACAAUAUUUUAUGCUUUUAACUGAAAAAAUGACUAUCACAACCCAUGAAUGAAUCAGGUGUGGUUGUACAAAAAAAACGCAGCAAAUCUUGUAAAAUUGUGCCUCAGGUGAGCCGUUUGUCGUCCGGUAAUCCAGUAUUGCUAGUUACGAGCGUGAUGAUAACAUCACAUUUGCGGCCAAACUUUCUUGGUAUUCUUCCAGAAAAUAGCGAUUGUAUCCCUUUAACGUAGCCUUGAGGGGCUGGUUGGUGAAGAAGACGCGAAAAUGGUAGAAACGCAACCUUGGCUAACUGUCUGAACCCUUUAGCAAUUCAAUGUUUGCUUGAAUACUGAGUAUUUGUGGUGGGGUUGACCAUUUCUGACAGUAUUUUCGUUACGAGAUGACUGUUAAAUUCCAUUAAGGCAUCUCAUCGUGGAGGAUCCAUUACAAACCUCUGACGUGCUCCUCACGUUACCUGUGGACGCUCGACCAGAAGUUGCUCAUCUGUCGGGUCCUGUUGAAGCAUCAAUUGUGCUUCUGAUAUCUGAACUCUUAUGUUUAAAUAUUAAAAUUCAGCACUUUGCUCAGCUUCUUGCUGUUACUCUUACCUGGGUUUUGUUGCAAGGAGUCACUUGCCUUGUCUGUGUAUGCAUGCUUUCUGACUGUUGAAGACACAAAAAAGGGUUAAAGCCAGUGUUUACAGUGGAUUUACACUGCUGUUUAAUAUUCAGAAGACAAAUAUUUAUCAAAUAGCCCCGAAUUUACCUGGCCAGCAUUGGUUCAGUGUUGCAAUUGCAAAAAUGUAAAUAAAGUCGAAUUUGACCCUUACGAAUUAACUGAGAAUAAUUCUCAAUCACAAAUUUACCACAAAACACAAUGAUUUAUUUUUUUUCAGAACUGAUCAUGAUCUGCUUUUUGGUCUUUUUGUGUUCCCUGCAGAAACGGUCUGAAAAUGCACAAAUUCAACGACGAAUACGAAUGACGUUUGUUUGGAUUUGAAAAUGCUUGGAUACUUUGAAAAAAAAUUGAGACAACCUUGGGGGGGGGGAUGUGCCAAAUGACCUGUUGUAUAGGUUUGGAUCGGAUGAAAUAUGUUGCUGUUUUAGCAAAAAAAAAAAA
Messenger RNA from Sinocyclocheilus grahami, 3418 nucleotides. Its product is annotated as RNA polymerase II elongation factor ELL. The transcript has 9 exons. Gene Ontology annotation, molecular function: cis-regulatory region sequence-specific DNA binding. The coding region runs from base 61 to 1434 and encodes 457 amino acids. NCBI's taxonomy places the organism in Eukaryota, Metazoa, Chordata, Actinopteri, Cypriniformes, Cyprinidae. Gene Ontology annotation, cellular component: transcription elongation factor complex. The record is from RefSeq and is a predicted model, not a curated record. Gene Ontology annotation, biological process: transcription elongation by RNA polymerase II; positive regulation of transcription elongation by RNA polymerase II; snRNA transcription by RNA polymerase II.